Messenger RNA from Auanema sp. JU1783, 687 nucleotides. The record is from the annotation of a GenBank genome assembly. Lineage: Eukaryota; Metazoa; Nematoda; Chromadorea; Rhabditida; Rhabditidae.
AUGGUAAUUCACGAUAUUCAGGGAACUAAACUGUUCAAAUACGCCGAUGUGGACAACAAAGGUUAUAUAGUGAAAGAAGAUUUAGCCUUAAUUAAAGAUUAUGUCAGCACAUCUCAUCUCCAUGCUCUUGAAAACAUGAUGAGAGAAUCAAAUGAAAGCUAUAUAUCAGAAAAAGAAUUCAUUCAAAUGAUCAAUGAUCUAGCGGAAGCCCCAGUGAACAGUCCUGUGGAAAAGUUCGAAAACGUCCAGAAAAACCACGAAUUAGAAAAAUCUGAGCUUUCAGAUCCUUAUAGCUUAGCAGCAGAACUGUCUUCAGCUACCACUGACUGUAAAUACGAAGAUCCAAUCGUGGAUAUGCUUAGAAGUCAGUUGGAUUCUCCAGACUAUCCGUUCAUAGUUGAGAAUGUGGCCUCCAGACAAAGCACUCCGACAAUUGUAGAAAAACCGUCAUAUGCUGUAUCCAUUAAAAAACCACAAUAUCGUCCUAUAGAACCAGGAGAUAUGCAAAUGAGCUCAGCUAUUUUAGGAGCUCCUUCUCUUGCUGAUGAACUAAGUGAAGCUGAAGAGGGUAAUAGCUCCAGUUAUCAAAAUCAAUUAGAUAAGAAUAGCUGUACGCCGGAUACAAUAUUCAAAGUAGUUUUCGUUGGGGACUCGGCAGUUGGAAAAACUUGCUUCCUCCACAGGUAA